This is a messenger RNA of Diceros bicornis minor, 3076 nucleotides long. It is a transcript of the gene LRIT3, whose product is annotated as leucine rich repeat, Ig-like and transmembrane domains 3. The coding region runs from base 234 to 2327 and encodes 697 amino acids. The transcript has 4 exons. Gene Ontology annotation, molecular function: protein binding. Lineage: Eukaryota; Metazoa; Chordata; Mammalia; Perissodactyla; Rhinocerotidae. The record is from RefSeq and is a predicted model, not a curated record.
AUAUUUUUUUUUUUUUUUUUUUUUUUUUUGGCUGAGGAAGAUUCACCCUGAGUUAACAUCUAUGCCAGUCCUCCUCUAUUUUGUAUGUGGGUUGCUGAAACUGUUCACAGGCUAGGUCGAUUGAUCCCCCUGCAAGAUACACUUGAAGGUUAAGUAACUACAGAUCUCGGCUAAUUCCGUAUAAUCUGCUGUUACUAAAUGGCUGUUUAUAUUCCUGGCACACCAGCUUCUGGAUGCUUAGGAUUUUGUUUUUACCUUUUGUUCAAAUAACCUCUGAAGGAGCGAUGCGUCUCUCUGUACUUCUGUGCGUUGUGCUUAGCUUUUUGGAAGGAGUGAGCUGUUCCUGUCCUUCUCAGUGCUCCUGCGAUUAUCUGGGCAGAAACGACGGCUUGGGAUCAAGGUUGGUGCUAUGUAAUGACCUGGAUAUGAAUGAGGUCCCUACGAACUUCCCCGUGGACACGGUGAAGCUUCGCAUAGAGAAGACCGUCAUCCACGGGAUCCCCGCCGAGGCCUUCUACUACCUGGUGGAGCUCCGGUACCUCUGGGUGACUUACAGUUCCGUGGCCAGCCUUGACGCUGGCAGCUUUUACAACCUAAGGCAGCUGCAUGAGUUGCGCUUGGAUGGGAAUUCUCUGGCUGCUUUCCCUUGGGCCUCUCUGCUGGACAUGCCCCAUCUGAGGACCCUGGAUUUGCACAAUAACAGAAUAACCAGUGUGCCACAUGAAGCAGUCAGGUACCUGAAGAACCUCGCCUACUUGGAUUUAUCAAGCAACAGACUAACAACGCUGCCGCCAGAUUUCCUGGAGAGCUGGUCCCACUUAGUUACAUCGUCUAGAAGCCUGGACCUCUCACCAAGAAGAGUUAUUCUUGGUCUGCAGGACAACCCUUGGCUCUGUGACUGUCACAUUUCCAAAAUGAUCGAGUUGUCAAAGGUUGCUGACCCCACUGUAGUGCUUCUGGACCCACUGAUGAUUUGUAGUGAACCCGAGCGCCUGGCAGGGAUUGCUUUUCAGCGGGCUGAGUUGGAGCAGUGUCUGAAGCCAUCGGUGAUGACCUCGGCCACCCAGAUCACGUCCGCCCUGGGCAGUAAUGUGCUGCUGCGGUGCGAUGCCACGGGCUUCCCCACCCCGCAGCUCACGUGGACCAGAGCCGACAGCUUGCCGGCUAACUAUACAGUAAUUCAGGAAUCUCCAGGGGAAGGAGUCAGAUGGUCCAUAAUAAGCUUGACAGGCAUUUCAUACAAGGAUGCUGGGGAUUACAAAUGUAAGGCCAAAAAUUUGGCUGGGAUGUCAGAAGCUGUGGUUACUGUGACAGUGGUGGGUGUUGUCACAACCGCCACAUCAUCAGACACUUCUGAAAGAGGAACUGGAGAUCACCCUGAACAAGAGGUCCAGCCAGAAUCUAGAAGAUCUCCGUCCAUGCCUGGUCCCUCGUCAUCUCCCUGGCCUUCUUCCUCCUCUGCUUCUUCCACUCUUCUUUCUACUUCUGCUUUGUCUCCUCCCUCCAUUGCUUCCUUCUCCUUAUCUCCUUUCUUCUCCUCCAUUGUUUCUUCAACAACAGCUCAAGGCACUGGAAUUUCAGCAAGCACCACCGUGGCUGGCCGGCAGUCACUCCCGCUCUACCCAGGUGGGAAAAGAAAUUUAAAGGUGGAGAUGAGUGGAGGUAAGCUUCCCCCAGCUAGUGCAAGUAAAAAAGAGUUGGCGUUGUUGGAUCGAGCACUGUCUGUGGAGAUGAAUGCCACAGUAGAAAAUCUCAGGGUAGUCAGUGAGACUGAACAGAGUGUGACUUUGGUGUGGGACACCAUCAACACCAUGCCUAACUCUGAGGUGAACGUGUUGUAUUCCAAGUAUGGUGAGGAGGACCUGCUGCUGCUGAAUGCAGACUCCAGCAAGAACCAAGUAACUAUAGAUGGCUUGGAUCCUGGUAAGCAAUACAUAGCAUGUGUCUGUCCAAAAGGAGUGCCUCCCCAGAGAGACCAAUGUGUCACCUUUUCUACUGGUAUGGUGGAAGAAACAGGUGAUUUUCAAGGGUCUGUCCUUAUCGUGGUGAGCGGUACUGCCUGUGUUGUUGUCUUGCCAUUGACUUUUUUCCUGUUGUACAAAGUUUGCAAACUGCAAUGUAAGUCAGACUCCUUCUGGGAAGAGGAUUUGGCAAAAGAGACCUAUAUCCAGUUUGAGACCCUGUCCCCCGGGUCUCAAAGUGUAGGGGAGCUUUGGACGCGAAGGCACAGAGACGAUUCAGAAAAGUUGCUGCUUUGUUCUAGGUCAAGUGUGGAAUCUCAGACGACUUUUAAAAGUGAGGGUUCUAGACCAGACUAUUAUUGCUGAGGUUUGACAGCUCAGGCGCACGUGAACUUCACAGAAUUUCCUCCACGCAAUUAAGGAUCUGCGGGUGUCGUUGACCCUCUGUUUGCGUGACUUUGGGGAAGACUUUCACAUCCUCCAUGAAAAUCACAAAUGGAACACUUUUAAUUGUGUUUAAAAAAAUACCAUGAGACUUCUGAGCUGAAAGGACAAAUAAUUUUGAUUUUUGUUGUAUGGAAGAUGUCCGUAGAAAUAAUUUUUAGAGUAGUGCUUAAUAAGUUAUUAAUAGAUUUUAAGGUAAUGUUUUAGUUCUUAAAAAUAAAUUUAUAUGAAAAUAGUUGUGAAAAAGUGAAGUCUGAAUUUUAAAAAGAUGGUCUUUUGGGCAGUGAAGAAAGAUUAGUGUAACCAGCUGUGCCUUGAUGUUCAUUCGUGUUCAAAGUGCUUUCUGGGACCUGCCGUGGACAUUUGCUGCCGUUGCCUGGUGUGCAAGACGGGGAGGACGCAGAGUUUUGCGUUGACUAAGGUCGAAUCCAGCCCAGUGGAGAGGUGGGGCUCUGGCUCUUGGCACUCUUAGGCACUACAACACUGUGUGGUUGUAUUCAUAUUGCAGUAAGAACAACUUUUCCCUUGUCCUUAGAAAUACAGGUAUUAGCAAAAAUAAGUUUAAAAAGAGGAUCACGGUAAAUAGUAAGGUCAUUUCAACAAAUAGUAACUAUUGCAUUCUAAUACAUUUGCUAACUGACUGUAUGGGUAUUUUUUAAAAAAGGUGCUCA